Molecule: messenger RNA, 2446 nt
Organism: Chara braunii
Lineage: Eukaryota; Viridiplantae; Streptophyta; Charophyceae; Charales; Characeae
Source: the annotation of a GenBank genome assembly
GCAUUUCUUCCCCAGUAGGCGGCGCGCUGUGACCCAUCGUAAUACACAGCGGUGAGAGAGGUAGUAUGAUGAGAGGAAGGAAGGAGGGAGUAGAGGAGGGAGGAAGGAGGAGGAGGAGGAGGAGGAGGAGGAGAAGGAGGGAGGUAUUGCAUUGGUGGUUUGUUGAUGAUGUCCCGCGCACUGUGAUUAUCACUACCUGUCUUUACUGCGUGUUGGAAGAAGAGAAAGAGGAGGGAAGAGGAGGGAGAGCACGAAGAGGAGGAGGAGGAGGAGGAGGGGGAGGAGGAAGAAGAGGAGGUUUGAUAUUGCUGUUCCUCGCAGUGUAUUAUCACUACCUGUCCUCCGUGCCGACGAGAAGAGGAAGAGGAAUAAGAGGAAGAGGAGGAGGAGAAGAGGAAGAAGAGGAAGAGGAGGAGGAGGAAAAGGAGGAGGAGGAAAAGGAGGAGGAAGAGGAGGUAGAGGAGGUGGUGGUAGAGGGGGGAGGAGGAGGAAUAGGAGGAGGAGGAGGAAUAAGAGGAGAAGGAGGAGGAAUAAGAGGAGGAGGAGGAAUAAGAGGAGAGAAGGAGGAGGAAGAAGAGGAGAAGGAGGAGGAGGAAGAAGAGGACGACUGCUCUGCCGACGUGGAUGGGCUCUUGUUUGGCCGCGUGUCAAGGCGCAUGGUGACCAAUCUAUGUGACGAUAAUGAGCCUUCUCUACCCCAUCAAGAGUGCAUUGCCCACAUCACCGGCUUUUGCUGUCCCGGUCGCCCUAUGAGCUUUUACAAUGGCGUCGGCCAAGUGGAUUUCAGCAAGUUGCAUAGCAUCAUGCUCACUCGUGAAAGCACCUCCCCCUCCAGCGAUCCUCCCAUUGGUUGGUUCUUGAUCCGGCGGAACUCCCCCCUGAGGCCGUCGAUGAGAGAGGUGGCAGUCUGUGCGAAUCUCUCGGCUGUGAAGCCCGACUGCCCGGGCGCGAUCCCGACCUUCACCCCCUGUCUCUUCUCCCUGUUCACCUCCUUCAGUUGCGACGCCAGAGCCAUUCACACCUAUGAUUAUAGGUUCUUUCAGCACUUGAAAGUGCUAGAUGAUAACUCCGCCGGGAUGGCCCCGCGACCUGUGUCGAUCGUGAAUCUUGGCCCCGCCUUCCGCGGGCAGUACGACUCCUUUGCGCCGGUCUCCGCCGUUCCGCUGCUGCUGUAUUCGGGGGAGGAGCUGCCAUCGUCGGGGCCGCGGGGAUCUGCUCCGUCAUCACAAGCACAAGAUCAUUCGUCGAAGUUUCAUCAAUCUCAGCAGCAACAAGGAGGGGGGGGUGGUCUUGCUGAGGUGGUGGGGGACCACCACCAUUCGGCGCUGUCUAAUUCCGGCAGAUCGGACGGUGCACGCAGCGUAUGGACAUCGUUGGGAGAUGGAAGGAGGGAGGAAGAGGAGGAGGAGGGAGGAGCGCAGGCGAUCCUUGAUCGAGUGGCGCAGGGGUACUCGGUAAACAGCCUGCGAUUGCUAACGGAGCUGAGCUGUAAAGGACACGUGGCAGAAAUGGAGGCGCUCUACAAUAGAAUGCUUGCAAAACUCGAGGAUGUGGCACACCAGGUCGGGAAUGCGAAUACCAUUCUGAUGCAAAAGCUGGAGUUGAUUGAGAGGUUGAAGGCGACGCCUGCGGGAAGUCCGAUAAAUUUUGCUUGAUGCUGGCGGUGCCAGUGGGGGCACCCCGUUUCAGACAGCUGAAAGCGAUGUCAGGACGUGUCAGCCACCUCUACUCGGUUUUGAACGGACUGGCGAGGCGUUGUCGGUGUAGUUCAGUUCUGAGUGUAGUUGUGUGAUGAUGAUGAUGAUGAUAUAUGCAUGACAGCGAAGGGUCGAGGACGGGUAUACGGGUUAUGGGUGUGUCAAGAGAGAGAGCCUGCACGUCUGGAGGCCGAAUGCCGUGACUGCGCGAAUUGAGUCGUCAUCGUGCGAAUGGCGCAAAUGACACAAUCACAAUCAACGACUGUGUGUCCUUGCUUUUCCUGCGGACCGUCGAGGGCGGCAGUUAUGUUUGCAUUGACAAACCUUUGCGAGUCGGGAGCGCGAAUUACGGCACUUUGCGAAUAGCGCGAAUUACGGCACGAUUGCACCAACUGUCCGUCCUUGUGUAUGCCCGCACUAGGUCCUGAAUAUUGUUGCGGAACCGGUGCCGGCUGGUCGGCGUCACAGUUUUAUUUUGAGCCGCGGGCUGACGUAGUGGUAUUGCUUUCUGGUGCCGCAUUUCUCUUGACGGCAAGAGGAGAAUAAUAUUAAUAGUUCAAAUCAAGUCGGCAAUGCACAGAGUACGGGAGAGCGAGAGAGAGAGAGAGAGAGAGAGAGAGAGAGAGAGAGAGAGAGAGAGAGUACAGAGUAAUGGGCACAAAAAAAUUUCUGCUUUCAGACUGCCUUCCCUCGCUGUUGGUGUUGGCUCGACUCGAAGCUUUUUUUUUUCGCUCGCAGCGUAACAGCGU